UUUGCCUCAGGCCUUUGUAUCAAGUUGAGCCUCAGGCACAAUCGUCGGAGAGCUCUAUGAUUGAAGUGGUUCAAGAACGUCGUUUUCUUCCGAAGAGCUUUCCCCCCGGUGUGAAUCAAAGCUGCAGCUGCUCCCCACGAUUCGACCGGCUGCCUUUGAGACUUUGUGAUUGAUUUGAUGUGCUUAGGAAGAAAAACACUUCUCUGCCGAGGUCCAAUGUAAUUGACUCCCACGUUCUGUCACUGGUCAAUCGAGGAUUCUGCCGAAUUUCGAAGCACUUCGGCACUCAUGCAGUCGACACGCAAGCCACUACUAGAAAGUUCUGCGAUAAAAGGAGGGCUUGGUUCAGCGUAUUCUCAUCCUCAAAUUCCAAUAUUGAACUACAUUCCAAUCCACCAUGACUACAGUUAUUCAACUUCAAGUCCCUGAAGGACUGCCGCUUGUCGGUGCCUCCCUGUUAUCCACCGUUGUCCUCCUCGUCUACCAAGUCGGCGUGGCGGCAAGGGCCCGCAAGGCUGCAAAAGUUCCUUAUCCUCAGGUCUACGCGGACAAAGCUCAGGAGGAAGCUUCUUUGGAAGCUAAACAGUUCAACUGUGCUCAACGUGCCCACCAAAAUACGCUGGAAUGGCUCCCCUCUGUCUAUCUGACAUCCGUGUUGACUGCGAUCAAAUAUCCCAAACUUGCCGCUGUGAUAUUGGCAGGAUGGUCCGUUACUCGAGUCAUAUACACGAAAGCCUACUCGACUGGUAACCCUAGCAAGCGGGAGUUUGGUGCCCGUACUGGGUUUCUCUUGCAGCUCGGUCUACUUGGCACUUCAUUUUCUGUUGUCGGAAGCGGUGUGCGUUCAUAUCUGAACAUUUAACGGAUACAAGGAUCUUGAUCUUCGUAUCUCGACCGCUUACCAACAUACUAGAGAGUAAUAAUCAUUUACUUGUAUCGGAACAAUUGCUUGAAGAUUCCGCAGUUGUCAAUAAUGCAAUUUGCACCGUCUGUCUAGAGUACUUUGAAAGAAGGGGAAAAUUUGACAAGCCAUAACAAUAACUGAAUUAAA
Messenger RNA from Marasmius oreades (fairy-ring Marasmius), 1051 nucleotides. RefSeq lists its product as uncharacterized. The record is from RefSeq and is a predicted model, not a curated record. Lineage: Eukaryota; Fungi; Basidiomycota; Agaricomycetes; Agaricales; Marasmiaceae. Bases 398 to 862 code for a protein of 154 amino acids. The transcript is spliced from 9 exons. Gene Ontology annotation, molecular function: glutathione peroxidase activity; glutathione transferase activity. Gene Ontology annotation, cellular component: endoplasmic reticulum; nuclear envelope; membrane.